CAUAAAUUCCAUUUCAGUUUUCUCAUAUUUAGAUCAAUGAUACCGCCUCCAUAAGGAAGUGUAGUGUAUACUCUUGUUUUGUAUAACUCUUCAAUUUUAAAUAUAUUUUAAAAUAUUUAUUUAUUAACUCUUAAAACAUUUAAAAAUUUAGUAUUACCAUUCUGACGUCAGGACUAACGCCGUGUCGCGUCAUAACCGCCAAAUCAGGGAGCGGCCUUUUAAGCUUUCCCUGCACUUGCGCACUCGGGCACACUAAUUCCCCAUUGAUUUUUUCAACACGCAAGGAGGAAAGUUAGGAAAUGAGUGCUCCUGAUGCCAAAAAGAUUGCCGAGGCGGAGGCUUUACUGGGGCAGGUAGAUACUGCCGCGGAUGAGUACGCCAAAGCUGGUAUGUAUUUCAAGGCUGCAGCUGCGUACCGCGGGGCCAAAAGCUUGGAUAAGAGCAAGGAUUGUCUUUUGAAGGCCAUCGACUGUUACAUGAACAACAAGUCGUGGUUCCAUGCGGCCAAGUCGUGGGGGCAGGUGGUCCUGCUGGCCAAAGAAACCGAUGCUCUGGCCGAAGUUGAGGAGUAUGCCAACAAGGCUUGCAAUCUCUACCAGCAACACGGUUCCCCAGAAGCAGCAGCCGCCUCCAUGGACAAGGCCGCCAAGAUGACGGAGUCGAAGCACCCCGACCUGGCCCUGGGCUUCUAUAAACGGGCCCUGGCCGUCGUCUUGACUGGGGACUCCACCCACCAGGCAACCGAGUUCGCCUCAAAGGUCUCCAGAAUACUGGUCAAACUAAAGAAGUUCGAGGAGGCCAGUAAAGCCUUGAAAAAGGAGAUUAGCCUGAAUCUGCAAACGAAAUCAUACGGACUAGUUGGCCGCCUGGUCGUUGCUUUGGUACUAGUGCAGUUGGCACUCGAGGACUUUGUUGAUGCCAAAAAGACCUUCAAGAAAUGGGGAAACCGUUGUGAUCCCCAAGAGGUCAAAACCUUGCAAGCACUUCUGCAAGCUUACGACGAUGAGGACCCUGAACUGGCUGCCAAAAUGCUGGCAUCUCCAUUUAUCAGACAUAUGGAUGUGGAGUAUGCACUUUUAUCCAAAAACAUUCCCUUACCCAGAGGAGUUCAGCCAGAGAAAUAAGGCGUUGUCAGUAGUAGAACCUUGAAAAAGUUGUUAUAUCAACCUUAUGAUCAUUACGAUCCUUAAACGAAAAAGCUUUAAAUUUGUAGGAACACUGUUAACUAUAUACAUAAAUAUAAAGUGUUGAUAAAAAAAAUACCUCAGGAAUAUCUUAUCGUGCCUUUUAGAAGUUAAUAUUUUUAAUAAUUUUUAUACAAAAGACUUUGUUAUCUUGAACUUACAUUUUUAUACUCAAAUUGUUACUCUUUAUAAUGAGAAUUUUACACUACUUUUUUAUAUUCCCAAAACUAUAGUGCCAUUUUGAUCUAUUAAAACAAAUGCAAAAUGAUGUCAGCUUAAAAGUAGGCAACAAAUUUUGAUUUUAUAAAUCCCUUUUUCAAAAUUGAAAUUUAUAAUCUUAUCUAAU
Messenger RNA from Drosophila biarmipes, 1530 nucleotides. RefSeq names its product gamma-soluble NSF attachment protein (gene gammaSnap2). Lineage: Eukaryota; Metazoa; Arthropoda; Insecta; Diptera; Drosophilidae. Gene Ontology annotation, biological process: intracellular protein transport. Gene Ontology annotation, molecular function: syntaxin binding; soluble NSF attachment protein activity. The coding region runs from base 300 to 1124 and encodes 274 amino acids. The record is from RefSeq and is a predicted model, not a curated record. Gene Ontology annotation, cellular component: SNARE complex; vacuolar membrane. The transcript has a single exon.